AUGGCUUUCCUAAUGAAAAGCAUGUUGAGCAACCAGGUAAAGAAUUUGGGGCUUGGAGGUGGAGGAGAAGAAAGCAAAGAAGAAAGCACUCCUUCCGACCCAGCAGCUGCUGCAGGAAUGACCAGAGAGGAGUAUGAGGAGUACCAAAAGCAAAUGGUUGAGGAGAAGAUGGAAAGAGACGCGGCGUUUGCACAGAAGAAGGCAGAAAGAGCCUGUCUGAGGGUUCACCUGAGGGAGAAGUACCGGCUCCCCAAGAGCGAACUGGAUGAGAACCAAAUACAGAUGGCUGGAGACGACGUGGGUUUGCCAGAAGACCUUCAGAAGAUGGUGGCGGAGGAUCAGAUAGAGGAAGAAGACAAGGACUCUAUCCUGGGACAGUUGCAGAACAUUCAGAAUAUGGACAUGGAUGCGAUCAAGGAAAAGGCACAAGCCACUUUCACCGAAAUCAAACAGGCUGCCGAGCAGAAAUGUUCCGUGAUGUAGGAGAGACACCUCUACCCCAGGGCUGUCAAUCCAACCCUAUCUCACAGGGGUGGGGGUGAGGGCGGGCAGAGGGGGGCACCCAGCUCCAUAGUGGUACAUGUCAAUAUGAGAGAGAGAGAGACUUCAGAACCUCCAGGGGGGCAACAGUUAGGUGCUGCGGCUGCUUAGCGUAAAGGCAGAAAUGAUUCUUUUUUUUUUUUUUUUUUUUUUUUUAACAUCACCUUUUUCCCCAAGGAAAAGCUGGCUUAAAAGAUGGCUUUCCCCCUUUCCUCGGGGAAAAAUGUUAUGUUGAAACAAAAAAAUAAUAAUGCUGGGGGGGAAGCGUGCCUUUCACCACCACUUUUCAGUGUUCAAAAUGCUACUAAACACGUGUCACUGCCGAUUACAGUUUUGCUUCCAUUGCAUAACGGAUAGGUAGUCACUCAUUUAAUACCAUUUCAAAGCAAAAACAAUAUUCAAAUGUUGAACAUUUCGCAAGAAUUUAAAAAAAAAAAUACACUGGUUUUGAUCACCUCUGUUUUAAAUGCAGCAAAAGGCAAAAAGUGAAGCACAAAAUGCUACCGCCUAGGGACAGUCAUGUCACUGUGUGUGGAUGCGAUGGGGACCUGCAGGACAGCAAGGCUGGGUAGCUUCCUGCAAUCUGCAGGCAGCGAGCAAUGCAGACUUCUCCAGGCUGCCCCAGUGUCAUGUCCUCUUGGUCUCCAUGCACAGAUCAAAUCCAGGCUCUGUCUGGGAACGUCGGUCCACCUCUGCACUUGCACAGCAAUGAGUUAUCACACACACUAUCCCACACAGGAGCUACACUGCCCUCUCACAUGGCUGAUACAUAUAACAGCACUCAUAUGGGGCCCUGAUAUUCUGUACAAUGAAGCACUUUGUAAAUUCUUCAAGAGCUGGUUUGUGAAUGAAAUAUGCAAACGGACACGUGUAGCACCUUCCUACAGGUUUGUAAGUCUCUUUCUCUC
This is a messenger RNA of Numida meleagris (helmeted guineafowl), 1448 nucleotides long. RefSeq names its product complexin 4 (gene CPLX4). Bases 1 to 483 code for a protein of 160 amino acids. The record is from RefSeq and is a predicted model, not a curated record. Lineage: Eukaryota; Metazoa; Chordata; Aves; Galliformes; Numididae. Gene Ontology annotation, cellular component: terminal bouton; SNARE complex. Gene Ontology annotation, molecular function: syntaxin binding. The transcript has 3 exons. Gene Ontology annotation, biological process: synaptic vesicle exocytosis; regulation of neurotransmitter secretion; neurotransmitter transport.